AUGACUUCUCUGGACAGUAUCCUUGCGGACAAAUACCCAGCCAAGGCUCAUGCUCGUCGGGUGGCCGAGGGCCUUAAGGCGCUUGGCCACAGCGGCGGCGCUAUUUAUCUAGAAGCGCAAAAAACUCGUCUAAUUGAGGAUAACGAUGAGCCGGUGCCCUUUAGACAGCGUCGCCCUUUCUUCUAUCUUUCCGGAUGCCUGCUUCCGGACUCGUCCCUAGUCUACAAUAUUGAUUCUGACCAAUUAACCCUAUUCAUUCCUCCAAUCAACCCAGAUGACGUGAUUUGGUCUGGUCUGCCGUUGUCAGCAGCUGAAGCUCUCGAGCGAUAUGACGUCGAUAACGUCCUGGAGACGACAGAAGUCAAUGCUACCUUAGCGAACAUUGCUGCGUCGCAUGCAAACAAUAGCACUGCUUUUGCUAUCGCAGAGCAAGUGUCCGAAGGUACAAAAUUCGAGGGCUUCUCCGAAACGAACUUCAACGUCCUGAAAGGAGUGAUUGAGAGGACUCGCGUCGUCAAAGACAGCUACGAGAUCGCUCUUCUCAGGAAGGCGAAUGAUAUCUCUGCAAAGGGCCACAUCGCAGCUAUCAAGGCAUCAAAGUCUGCCACCAACGAGCGCGAAAUUGAAGCCGCGUUCAUUGCAACCUGUAUCGCUAAUGGAGCUCGCGAGCAAUCCUAUCAUCCAAUUGUUGCGUGCGGCCAGAAUGGGGCCACUCUUCACUAUGGGAAGAACGACGAGGACUUAAUCGAUCCGGUGACCAACCGGAGAAAGGACAACGUCCUGAUCGAUGCCGGUGCAGAGUACCGCACUUACUGUGCAGAUAUUACCCGUGCAUUUCCUCUCAAUGGCAAAUUCCUACCAGAAACCCGCCAGAUCUAUGAAAUAGUUCUGCGGAUGCAACUGGAGUGCAUUGAUAUGCUCAAGGAGGGUGUUCAGUGGGAGGAUGUCCAUGCGCACGCACACCGCGUGGCCAUUAGGGGCCUGCUCGAACUGGGCAUUCUGCGCGGCUCCGAGGACGAGUUAUUCGACAAGCGAAUCAGCGUGGCUUUUUUCCCGCACGGCCUGGGCCAUUACCUUGGAAUGGACACACAUGAUACCGGCGGCAACCCGAACUACGAAGACACAGAUACUAUGUUCAGGUAUCUUCGGGUACGGGGACGGCUGCCGGCUGGGUCAGUCAUCACUGUCGAGCCUGGUAUCUACUUCUGCCGUUUCAUUAUUGAACCAUUCCUCAAGAACCCUGAUCUGCAGAAGUAUAUUGACGUGGGUACUCUGAAUCGGUACUGGCGUGUCGGUGGAGUUCGUAUCGAGGACAAUGUUCAUAUCACCAAGGAUGGCCAUGAUAAUUUAACCACAGCACCCAAGACUAUUGAGGAGGUAGAGAGCCUAGCUGCCUAGAAUUGUGAUCCCUGAUAGAGCCGCGUACCUCAGGAAAAUGCCGAAAUAGCUUUGUGUCUAU
Molecule: messenger RNA, 1459 nt
Organism: Aspergillus nidulans FGSC A4
Lineage: Eukaryota; Fungi; Ascomycota; Eurotiomycetes; Eurotiales; Aspergillaceae
Product: putative Xaa-Pro dipeptidase pepP
Exons: 3
Coding region: 1-1398 (465 amino acids)
Molecular function (GO): metalloaminopeptidase activity; aminopeptidase activity; manganese ion binding
Source: RefSeq, a predicted model, not a curated record